GAAGUGGUCCAAUGUAAUAGCGAAUAUGUACCGGCGUAACGUCGAAAGAAUUCCUCGUUCACAAUUCCUUUUCCCAUCUCAUCAUGGCUUCCUACAGCGCUGUCCACCUGCGUGAGCGUCCGACCGACGCAAUCAUUCCGGGUCGCACAUUCGAACUCAAGAAACACAAAGCACCCCAGCCGUCUGACCUGAAGGAUGGCGAGGUCAUUUUCCAAUCUUUGUAUUUAAGCUUAGAUCCAGCGAUGAGAGGAUGGCUCAACGAUGCCAGAUCCUAUAUCCCUCCGGUUCAGAUUGGAGAAAUCAUGCGAGGCAGCGCCGUAGGGAUUAUAAAGGCUUCCAAGUCAAGUAAAUUCCCAGUAGGCUCUUACGCAGUCGGUAACGUUGGCUGGACUGAGCUUGCCAUCGUCAAAGAAAAACACCUCGAAAAGAUGGACUUGCCGCCGAAUGGCCGCGUCACUGAUGCUCUCAGCGUCCUCGGAGGCACCGGUUUAACAGCUUACUUUGGCAUCCUCGAUGUUGGCAAAGUCAAAGCCGGAGACUUCGUAGUGGUCAGCGGUGCUGCUGGAGCUACUGGCAGCGUUGUUGGCCAGAUCGCGAAGUUGAAAGGUGCAAAAGUGCUUGGUAUUGCCGGCUCGAACGACAAAUGUGCGUGGCUCAAGAACGAGCUUGGCUUUGAUGAGGCCCUUAACUACAAGGACCCCAAUUUUGCAGACAACUUCAGAAAAGCUACCAAGGGAUUCAUUGACGUCUACUUCGACAAUGUUGGCGGCGAGAUCCUCGAUUUGGCGUUGAGCCGUGCCAAACCACAUGCUCGAUUCGUCAUGUGCGGAGGUAUCUCACAGUACAACACGAAGACAGGAGAAGCGCAAGGACCGAAGAACUAUCUCAUGAUUGUAGCAAUGAGAAUUCGAAUGGAGGGAUUCAUUGUGUUCGACUAUAUAAAGCAGUUCCCGCAGGCUCGAAAGGAACUCGCGCAAUGGCUUGCGGAAGGGAAGAUCAAGAGAAAGGAAACAAUAAUCAAAGGCGGCCUUGCGAACGCCGAGCAGGCGCUUGUUGAUCUUUACAAAGGCGUAAACACUGGCAAAUUGUUGGUGGAAGUUACGCCAGAAGGAAAAGCAAAGCUGUAGACAUAACGAAUAAUUAAUACUGUUUUGAUUCAAUGCGAUUCUCAGACUGGAAUGAUCUUACAGCCCUUGUCAUUUCAAAGAGAGAGAUCCGAUUACAAGUGCUUGGACGUGAGCCGUAUGCAAUGCACUUCUAGCUUUAGUAAGAUUUAGU
This is a messenger RNA of Verruconis gallopava, 1278 nucleotides long. RefSeq lists its product as uncharacterized. The transcript is spliced from 2 exons. Gene Ontology annotation, molecular function: oxidoreductase activity, acting on the CH-CH group of donors, NAD or NADP as acceptor. Bases 84 to 1127 code for a protein of 347 amino acids. The record is from RefSeq and is a predicted model, not a curated record. Lineage: Eukaryota; Fungi; Ascomycota; Dothideomycetes; Venturiales; Sympoventuriaceae.